AUGGCGGUGAGCCGCUUCCGCUCCACGGAUGCCGAACGUCUCCGGGACGAUCCCCUGCUGGGGGAAACAAACUACACAUGCCACGAGUGCGGGAAAAGCUUCACUCAGCGCUCAAACCUUAUCAGACAUCAGAGAAUCCACACAAGAGAGACGCCCUACACGUGCGCUGAGUGCGGGAAAAGCUUCAGUCAGCGCUCAAACCUUAUCACACAUCAGAGAAUCCACACAGGAGAGACGCCCUACACGUGCUCUGAGUGCGGGAAAAGCUUCAGUCAGCGCUCAAGCCUUAUCACACAUCAGAGAAUCCACACAGGGGAGACGCCCUACACAUGCGCUGAGUGCGGGAAAAGGUGCAGUCUGCGCUCAAACCUUAUCAGACAUCAGAGAAUCCACACUGGGGAGAUGCCAUACACGUGCGCUGAGUGCGGGAAAAGCUUCAAGCUGCGCUCAAUCCUUAUCACACAUCAGAGAAUCCACACAGGGGAGACGCCCUACACAUGCUUUGAGUGCGGGAAAAGCUUCAGUCAGCGCUCAAGCCUUAUUAUACAUCAGAGAAUCCACACAGGGGAGACGCCCUACACGUGCUCUGAGUGCGAGAAAAGCUUCAGCCAGCGCUCAAACCUUAUCACACAUCAGAGAAUCCACACAGGAGAGCAGCCCUACAUGUGCGCUGAGUGCGGGAAAAGCUUCAGUUGGCGCUCAAACCUUAUCAAACAUCAGAGAAUCCACACAGCGGAGACGCCCUACAAGCCCUACACAUGCGCUGAGUGCGUGAAAAGCUUCAGCCAGCGCUCAAACCUUAUCACACAUCAGAGAAUCCACACAGGAGAGACGCCCUACACGUGCGCUGAGUGCGUGAGAAGCUUCAGUCGGCGCUCAAACGCACGCUGCAACACCGGCACCACGUGCCUCGGCACCAGCAACAGCAGCGGUGCCAACAGCGCAUUCGGCACCGACACCAAGAACAGCCGUGCUGCUUUCAGCCUGGUCAAUUUCAGCGCUGAAAGCAGCCGCGAUCCCGCCAGCGCGCUCUGCCUCAGCAACAAAAAUAGCCGCGGUUCCGACAGCUCGAUCAGCCUCGGCACCGAGAACAGGGUCGGCACCCAGCCACUCUGCUACCCGUGCACUAGCAGCAGAUCCCUGCAGGGGCGUCCAAGCACAAUACAACAGGAGACUCUCUGUCACUCUCGCCUAGUGAACAGCUACAGCAGAGAGUAG
Molecule: messenger RNA, 1218 nt
Organism: Mauremys reevesii (Reeves's turtle)
Lineage: Eukaryota; Metazoa; Chordata; Testudines; Geoemydidae
Product: zinc finger protein OZF-like
Exons: 5
Coding region: 1-1218 (405 amino acids)
Biological process (GO): regulation of DNA-templated transcription
Molecular function (GO): RNA polymerase II cis-regulatory region sequence-specific DNA binding; DNA-binding transcription factor activity, RNA polymerase II-specific
Source: RefSeq, a predicted model, not a curated record